This is a messenger RNA of Thrips palmi, 9211 nucleotides long. Its product is annotated as nesprin-1-like. Gene Ontology annotation, biological process: nuclear migration. Gene Ontology annotation, cellular component: cytoplasm; nuclear outer membrane; meiotic nuclear membrane microtubule tethering complex. Gene Ontology annotation, molecular function: actin filament binding. NCBI's taxonomy places the organism in Eukaryota, Metazoa, Arthropoda, Insecta, Thysanoptera, Thripidae. Bases 146 to 9211 code for a protein of 3021 amino acids. The record is from RefSeq and is a predicted model, not a curated record. The transcript has 24 exons.
GCGCGAGCACAGCGACCAGCGGGCCAUCGACCUGCAGCUCAACGCCCUCACCACGCAGCACGCCAACAUCCUGCAGCGCGCGCAGAGCUACGUGGAGCGGUACGAGGCAAUCGUGAGCAACCACCAGCAGUACAGCAAGGCGGUGAUGGAGACGCAGGAGUGGCUGGAGGCCACGCACCACACGGUGGUGCUGUGGGGCGACACGGACAUGGAGCGCAUCUCGCUGCUCACCAACGUGGAGCGCCUGCGCCACCAGCUGGCCGCGCUGCCCGAGGAGGAGCACCGCAUCCACCAGAUCCGCGCGCUCGCCGAGAAGGUGAUCCCCGGCACGGUCGAGUCCGGCCAGGUGAACGUGCGCGCGCAGUGCGACUCGUCGCAGCAGGAGUGGGAGGGCCUGCUGUCCGCGCUCAGGGCCACCAUCGAGGCGCUGGAAGCGAGGAUCCAGCAGUGGAACGAGUACGAGGCGCUGCGGGAGCAGUGCCUGGCCUGGCUGCGGGAGACGGACGCCACGCUGCACGCCGUGGACCUCAAGGCCACCUGCCAGGAGAAGAAGGACCAGCUGGACGUGCUCAAGCGUCUGCAAGGCGCCGUCCGCGCCAAGGAGCUGGAGAUGGACAGCGCCGUGGAGCGCGCGCAGCAGCUCAUCAAGGGCGCCAUGACCAACCGCAGCUCGCAGAUCUCCGAGCUGGGCAUGAAGUACCAGGCCGUGUCCCACAAAGUCAAGGACCUGACGUCGCGCUGGCACCAGUACGUGACGAGCCACCAGGACUUCGAGGGCCGCAUCGCCGAGUGCUCGCAGUGGCUGGAGGACGUCCGCCACAAGCUGGGCUACUGCUCGGACCUGAGCGCGUCCUCGCAGAAGGACCUGGACAGCAAGAUGGAGACGAUCCAGGACCUGCUGCUGUACAAGGAGGAGGGCUUCAGCAAGGUGCAGGCGCUCGUGGAGCUGGCGCAGACCGUGCUGGCGAACACGGCGCCCGCCGGCCACCAGGCCAUCAACGACGAGCUGGCGCGCCUGCAGGAGGAGUGGAGCGCCCUCGCGUCCAAGAUGGUCGAGACCAAGGCGAUCCUGGACGACUCGAUCCAGCGCUGGUCCGGCUUCCUGGAGCAGAUCCACAACCUCAACAAGACGGUGGAGUACCUGCAGUCCGUGACGGACGAGGUGUCCGAGUUCCAGGCCACCAUGUCGGAGAAGCGCGCGCAGCUGGAGCGCAUCAAGCUGCUCGAGGAGAAGGCGCGCUGCGAGAAGCUGGAGGUGGACUCGCUCAAGGCCAAGGCCGUGGAGAUGCUGGCCAGCGGGCAGCAGAGCCACGCCGCCAGCCAGGCGCAGGAGAUCCUCAACAGGUUCGACCAGCUCGCCGAGAGGAUCAAGACGCUGCUGUCGGAGCGUGAGGAGCAGUACCGCGACCACCGCCUGUACAAGGAGGCCCACGACGACCUGAUCGGCUGGCUGGGCCGCGCCAGGGAGAAGGUGCCGUCGCUCAAGCAGCGCUCGCUGAGCGACAAGCUGGCUAUCGAGAGCGCGCUGGCGCCGCUGGAGGCGCUGCUCAACAAGCAGGCGCAGGGCGAGAUGCUGCUGGAACCGCUGCGGAGUCGCGGCGAGGUGGCGCUCGCCAGCACCUCGCCCGCCGGCCAGGAGACGAUCCGGAGCGAGAUCCGCGCGCUGCAGGAGAGCUUCACCACGCUCUUCAAGGAGAUCCAGCAGCAGAAGGACGCCCUCGAGGCCACCGUCGUGCAGUGGCGCGAGUACAAGGAGGAGUACGAGCGCCUGUCCGACUGGCUGCAGCAGAUCGACAUCCUGGUCAAGGCCAACAAGACCGCCCUGUCCGCCACCAUCCCGGAGAAGCGGAAGAAGGUCCAGGAGGUCAAGGACGUCCUCAAGAGGCUGGAGGACGGCGCAGACCAGAUGGAGCGCUUCAACAAGACGGCGUCCUGCCUCCUCAACUCGCACCUCGACACGUACGUCAACAACCAGCUGCGGCACCUCAACUCCCGCUACCAGGUGCAGAUCAACCUGGCUAAGGACGUGCUCAAGAAGGUGGAGGGCAACCUGGACCAGCACGAGCAGUACGAGAACUACCUGGGCAAGACGCGCGCGUGGAUCGACAACGCCAAGCAGGUGAUCCGCGACAGCUCGGACGCGUCGGCGGCCACGCCGUCGGCCACGCCGUCGGGGCGCGACCGGGACCGCGACGAGCUGCAGACGCGCCUCAGCCAGAUCCAGGAGCUGCUGCGCCGGCGCGAGGAGGGCCAGUCGCUGCUCCACGCCGCCAUCAACUGGGGCGAGAAGACGGUGCGCAACACGCGCUCCGACGGCAAGGACGCCAUCAACAGCGCGCUCAAGGAGCUGCAGACGGACUGGGACCGGCUGGUGCGCAAGAUCUCCACCGCCAAGGUGCAGCUCGAGACGGCGCUGCUGCAGUGGGCCGACUACAGCUCGUCGUACUCGCAGCUGCAGCAGUGGAUCAGCGACCGCGAGAACAAGCUGCAGCAAGUGUGCGAGCAGAAGGUGUCCAAGGCGAAGCGCGGCCAGGGCCAGGCGCCAGGCCUGAGCUCGCUGAGUAUCGGCGAGCGCAAGGCCACGCUGCGGCAGACCAACAGCAUCGUGCAGGACAUCGUGUCCUUCGAGCCCAUGAUCCAGUCCGUGGCGUCCAAGGCCGAGGACUUGCUGCAGGCCGAGCCCGCGUCCGCCAUCUCCACGCAGUACGAGACGCUGAGCAAGCACGCGCGCGAGGUGUACGAGAAGCAGAAGGAGACGGUGGAGCAGCACCAGGCCUUCAUCGACGCGGGCACCGAGUUCAUGCAGUGGAUCCGCGCCGCCAAGGAGAAGCUGGGCAAGUGCUCGGAGCCCACCGGCGACAAGGAGUCCCUCAGCAGCAAGGCGUGGCACCUCAAGGUGCUGCAGAGCGAGACGGACGAGGGCCAGGCCAAGCUGCAGCGCGCGCUCGAGGCGGGCGACGCCGCCUGCCAGGGCGCCGACGAGGAGGAGCGAGAGGUCAUCGAGGAGGAGGUGGCCAUGCUGCAGGAGGAGCUGGACACGUACCUGGAGCAGCUGGCGCGCACCAAGGGCCUGCUGGAGGCUGGCAUCGUCAAGUGGACCGACUUUGAGGACCAGCACAAGGAGGCCAGCGAGUGGCUGAGCCGCACCGAGACGCUGGUGCAGUCGUUCAACCGGCUGCAGGACGGCCUGGAGGACAAGAAGAACGUCCUGGAGCAGUUCCAGCAGCACCUGCAGCUGCUGUUCGACUGGCAGCAGCAGCUCGACACGCUCAACCUCAAGGCGCAGGUGCUGCUGGAGACGUGCGCCGACUCGCGCGUGUCCAACGCCGUCACGCAGCUCACCACCAAGUACAACGCGCUGCUGUCGCUGGCCAAGGAGACCAUGCGGCGCCUCGAGGUGCAGUACCAGGAGCACCAGCAGCUCAGCACGCUGACGCAGGAGUGCCAGGACUGGCUGGAGCGCACCCGCGACAAGGUGGCCGAGUGCGGCGCCCCGCACGCCACCCUGGCCGAGGUGAACGCGCGCCUGCAGGCCGUCAAGGCCAUCCGCCAGUCCCUGGAGCAGGGCCACAACAAGCUGCGCUACGCGCUCGAGCUCAAGGAGAAGGUCAUCCUCAACACGGAGCAGUCCGGCGCGGCCAAGAUCCAGGAGGACACGGAGAACAUCAAGACCGAGUUCGAUCGGCUGUCGGCGGAGGUCAACGAGUUGCGGCAGCGGCUGACUCAGCGCCAGGCGCAGCUGGAGGAGCUCUCCAAGGCCCACAAGCUGCUGCAGCAGUGGCUGGCUGAACUGGAGGUCGCCGUCAGCGGCGCCGGCAGCUCGCAGCUGUUGAACGAGCUGAGCGACAAGCGCGCGGCGCUGGAGAAGCUGCGGUCCGUGCUGCGCGACAUCGCCGGCCACUCGGAGGCCGUGGAGAGGCUGAAGGCGAAGCUCGCCGACGACCCCACCCUGCCCGCCGCGCAGUUCCAGGCCAGCUUCGACAAGUACACCGAGCUCAAGGACACGGUGGCGGCCAACGUGGCCACCCUGGAGGCGCAGGUCCGCGAACACGAGCAGUACCGCCAGGCCUACCAGGAGGCCGUCGACUGGCUGCGGCGCGCGCGCCUGGAGAAGGCCAGCGCGCUGAGCGAGGCCGUGGCGCGCACCACCGGCGUCGAGGGCUGUGACACGCUGCACCACGAGAUCCAGCAGCUACGCGACAACUGGGACUCGCUGAGCUCCGCCAUCCGCGACACGCACAAGACGCUGUCGGCGUGCGCCGAGGCCUGGGCCGUCUGGACGGAGCGGCUGGACCGCGCGCAGCGCUGGCUGGACGACCUCAAGGCCCGCGUGGAGCCCGAGCUGCAGCGCGGCGACGAGAACACGCCCGAAGACCUGGAGCGCUGCCGCGCGCUCAUGGCCGAGGCCAGCAGCCACCAGGGCGGCAUCGAGGAGCUGAGCGACGCGUGCGAGGUGCUGAUGGAGCUGGCCGCCGUGAGCUGGGUGCGCGACCGCACCGUGCAGCUGCAGGCCGCCUACUCCGCCCUCGUCACCAGCGUGCAGGGCCUCGUGUCGCGCGCGCAGAAGAACCUCUCGGACUACACCGAGUUCGCCAAGGCCAAGACGGAGCUGGAGAGCUGGCUGCAGCGCUCCCACGGCACCGUGCAGAGCUGCCGCGGCGUCGGCGACCAGGCCUGGCUGCGCGACAAGAUGGACACCGUGCAGCUCGUCAACAACCGCAUGACGGAGGGCCAGCACCUGAUGUCGGCCACGCAGGAGGUGUUCGCCAAGGCGGUGAACACGGCGCCGGCCGACCGGCAGGACACGCUGCGCGAGGACAUGGCCGCCCUGCGCGCCAGCUGGGACCAGCUGAGCAUGGAGCUGUCGGCGGUGACGGCGCAGCUCAAGACGGCCCUGAACCGCUGGGACGACCAUGCCGAGAACCACGCCCGCCUGGCCUUCUGGCUGGACGAGGCGGAGACCUCCCUGGGCCAGGCCACGCUCACGCGGCCCGAGCUGGGAGAGAUGAAGACGGUCCUGGAGCGUUACCGCCACACGCAGGAGGAGAUCGCCGGCAAGCGCGUGGAGCUGAACCAGCUGCUGACCGAGGCGACGGAGCUGUCGCAGUGGGCCAGCCGCCAGACUCCGCUGGAAAACGUCCGCGCGCUGGAGAAGCGCUGGGAGGCCCUCAACAGCGCGUACAAGCAGCGCAGGGAGAGCCUGGAGCGCGAGAUCGGCGAGUACGCGGCGUACCAGCAGGCCGUGCAGGACACGGAGAAGUGGAUCCUGCAGGUGUCCUUCCAGCUGAUGGCGCACAACUCGCUGUACAUCACGAACCGCGCGCAGACGCAGGAGCAGAUCAGCGCGCACCAGGCCCUGCUGCAGGACAUCCGCGCCUACCAGGCCACCCUGGACAGCGUCAAGGACCGGGGCCGCGCGCAGGUGGAGCGCUACAAGGACUCGACGCCCACCAUCCGGUCCACCAUCGAGAAGCAGCUCAACAACAUGCAGGAGAGCUACCAGUCGCUGCUGCAGACGGCGCUGCAGAUCGAAGCGCGCCUCGCCGAGUCCCUGGCCAAGUUCCAGCAGUACGAGGACACGCUGGACUCCAUCUGGGCCAACCUGGACACGUUCGAGCAGGCCCUGCUCAACCAGGACGCCGACGCGCCCGUGCUUAACCUGCAGCAGGCGCAGCAGCAGCUGGAGAUCGCGCGGGACACGGUGCCGCCGCCCAUCCCGGACCGCGAGCUGGCGGUGCGCGCGCGCCUCGAGGACCUCAUCGACCAGGUGCAGGGCCGCGUGGCCACGCUCACGUCGUCCGUGGGCUCGCUGGAGGAGUGGGGCCGCGAGCGCGCCGCGCUGGAGCAGUGGGCCGCCGAGCAGCUCGCCAACGUGGCCGAGUGGCGGUCGCGGCCCGCCAAGCUGCGCCCCGAGGCCGCCCGCCAGGAGAUGGCCGUCAUGCAGGAGUUGGUGGCGCAGGUCUCGGACAGGCGGACCAAGCUGCUCACCGACCUGCCCCAGGGCCCCGCCGGCGAGGACUCGGACCUGGAGGGCCAGCUCGCGUCGCUGGACCACCAGCUGCAGCAGGUGAUCCACAAGAAGCAGGAGCACCAGGCCGUCAUCGACAACUUCCGCACGUCGGCGCAGGACUUGCAGUCCUGGCUGGACGGCCUGCUGCGCCGCGUCGAACAGCUGGACCGCGGCGGCCACGACUGCGCCUGGAAGCUGGGCCAGCUGCGAGAGAUCUCCACCGAGCUCAACGACACCGGGCCGGCGCGCCACGCCGAGGUGAAGGCCCUGGCCAAGCAGGUCAUCGCGCUGGUCAGCAACCUGGACGCCCAGCAGGUGGAGGAGCAGAUGAAGGCGGUGGACCGGCGGUACGGCGACGUGGAGAAGCGCCUGCAGCGCAAGAUGCAGGUGCUGGAGCUGACGCGGAAGGGCGUGGACAGCGCGCGGCAGGAGAUCGACGCGGCGCGCGCCUGGGUGGCGGACAAGCUGCGCGAGCUGCGCGAACUGCCGCCCCUGGGGACCACGGUGCGCGCGGCCGAGGAGCGCCAGCAGGCCCUCAAGGCCCUCGCCAAGGAGGCCGAGGGCAAGCAGGUGCUGCUGGACUCGCUGACCAAGCGCGUGGACGGCAUGAAGGCCGAGCUGGAGCCCAGCGAGCUGGCGGCGCUCGAGUCGUCGCUGCGGUCGCUGGAGGCCGAGCAGGCCGACCUGCGCGGCCAGCUGCGCUCGCUGACGACCGCGCUCGCGUCCUCGCUGGAGGCGCGCCGCGUGCUGGAGACGGGGCUGGAGGACGCGCGCGCCUGGGUGCGCACCAGGCUCGCCGACCUGCAGCGCCUCGGCGACACCGCGCCGCUCAAGGCCGCCAAGGUGGAGCGCGAGAUCCAGCAGUUCCAGCAGGCCGAGAAGGACGCGGAGCACUUCGGCAAGACCACCCUCGCCGACGUCACCAACCAGGGGCAGACCCUGCUCAGGGACUGCGCCCCCGCCGACAAGCAGAAGCUGCUGGACAACCUUCAAGCCCUGGCCGACGACUUCGCCAGCCUGCAGACGCUCACGUCCCGCCGCCUCCUGUCGCUGUCCGCGCUGCUCAACAGCCGGCGCACGCUGGAGACGGACAUGGACCGGUGCCUGCACUGGCUCAACGAGGCCGAGGUGGCCAUCUCGGCGGAGAUCCGCGCCACCAACCUGGAGCUGCUGCAGGAGCAGCUCACCAAGUACACGAAGCUGAGCGGCGAGUGCGAGGCGGUGGGCGCCGACGUGGAGCGGCUGUUCGUCGGGCAGGAGGCGGUGCUGUCCACCGUGAGCGAGGCGGACCGCGCGCUGCUGGCCGAGCAGCUGUCCGGCAUGCAGGUGCGGCACGCCGUGGUGGCGGGCGUCAUCGCCACGCGCCUCGAUGCGCUGCGCGACGCCGUGCGCUGCCACGAGAAGGCCCUGGAGAAGGCCAAGGACAGCGCCAAGUUCGUGGCGGCCGUGCACAGCCAGCUCAAGGACCUGAGCAGGCCCAUCGGCAGCCGCGUCGAGGACGUGCAGGGCCUGCUGGACAACUACCAGAGGCUGCUGUCGGACCUCAAGGACCACCGGUCCUCGCUGAGCGGGCUGGCGGCGGGCAACAUCGGCGAGCUGCAGGCCAUCGUCCAGGAGCAGGACGACCUGAUCGCCGCCAUCGAGGCGCAGAUCGACCGGCUGCGCAAGCUGCUGCUGCUCCGCGAGCAGUUCAUCGCCCUCAUCACCGAGAUCUCCACCUUCAUCCUCACCUACACGGGCGUGGUGCGGGACAUCGAGGCGUCGGGGCAGCCCAGCGAGGAGAAGAUCAAACGCUACCACGACGUCAUCGAGAAGAUCCAGGAGUGUGAGGCGCUGCUCGCGUCGGCCGCGGACAAGGGCCAGCAGAUCGCGAGCGAGGGCUCGGCGGCGGACCGCAACUCAGUGACGGAGCAGCUGCAGAGCCUCAAGAACCAGCUGCUGGGGCUGCGGCGCGCCCUGGCCGAGCGCGCCGCCUACCUGCAGAGCAACGCGACGCUGCGGCGCGAGCACCAGGCCCUCAAGGACAAGCUGCACGCGUGGGUCAAGGAGGCCCGCACGCGCCUGGACCGCGACGUCAACGGCGUCGACUUCAGGAACGUCGUUUCCGACCUGGAGAUGCACAAGGUGUUCUUCGGCAGCGAGCAGGCCAUGCGCGAGCUGCUGUCGCACGACAUCCAGCAGGCGGCCGACAAGAUCUGGCCGUCGCUGUCCGCCGCCGAGCAGGAGGAGCUGACGAACGAGCAGACGCACCUCACGCAGCUGCUCAAGAACACCCUCAACUCGGCCAAGUCGCGGCAGGCGCAGCUGGAGCAGGACGCGCAGGUGUGGCACGACUACUGCGCCGCGCUGGAGAAGGCGCGGUCGCUGCUGGAGCUGUACCAGUUCACGGACGAGCCCGUCAUGAACCUGGCCGGGCUGCACUACAACCUGGACAAGGUGACGCACGCCCAGCAGGACGUGGCGGCCCACCAGUCCGACGUGGACCUGCUCAACGAGCGCGCGCGCGAGCUGACGCGCCUCGCGGACGCCGCCAACCGCGAGCACGUGGAGCAGCAGGUGGGCGCCGUGAACCGCGAGUGGGAGGAGGUGUGGGAGCAGUUCGACGCGCAGUGGACCGCGCUGGAGGCCAAGCUCGGCGACACCGAGGACGCCGCCCACCACCUGGACCUGGUGGUGCGCUCCAAGACACAGCUCAGGGAGUCCAGGAACACGCUGCUGGACUUGAUCCGCAACCUGGAGGAGCUGCAGACGCCGCUGGACGAGGUGGUGGCGCUGUCGGCCACCAUCGUGGCCUUCCUGUCCAUCUCGUGCGAGCCGGCGUCGCGCGCGCUGCGGGACAAGCUGCAGCAUCUGACGGAGCGCCACGCCAAGCUCAUCUCUGCACUCAAGCUCAAGCUAGCGCAGGCGAACGCUGACCUCGAGAGUCUAGAGGCUGUAGCAGCAGAGAUCCAGUCUCUGCGUUCCACUCUACAGUCGCUGGACGGCGAGGUCCGUGGAGCGUACGUGUUCGGCGAGGACGCCGCGGAGCAGACUUUGCAAGAACUCGGCGCCCGAGUGGACGCCAGCGUCUGUCGCGUCAAGAAGCUCGGCGUCGACACCAAGCAGCGCUACACCGCCGCACAGCAGCUUGUGCCCACCGAGCUCGCUCAAGAGGUGAGGCACUUGUGCUCACUUCCUUGGAACUGCUGUCGGAGGCCGUGA